GGUUACUCAUCAGUCUGCCCCUGCUGGACACCAAGCUCCAUGGGGAUCCAAGGAUGGAGGUUACUCUCCAGCACCGGGUGGCCCUGUACAAGACACUGGAGAUAUAGAAAUUAAGACAACGUGGUCCCUGUCCUCAGAGAGCUCAGCCGGGAGCAGAAGACAGCCAGCCUUUGUCUCACCUGCUAAAGAGAGCGGCCUGCUUCCUUCCUCUCUGCCCUUACGCCAUCUCUCACCACAGUGAUAGGCUACAGAGGGGCUUGGAAUAGAGGUAUGUGGAGAAUGGAGGGGUUAGAGCUUCCCACAGGGGUGGAUGGGCAAAGGGAUACAGGAGGUGGGAAUCCCAGGUGUUCUUGAUCUUGGCUUUCCCCACCUUUCUGGGCCUGGGCCAGUCUAGCAUUUCAGCUUCCUAUACACCCGCCCCCUUGUUUGCCGCACUCAACUUCCUGUCCCACCAGAGGAAGUGGGCAGCAUAGCAGGUGCAGCAACAGCUAGCGGAGCCAUGGACAAGGAGUAUGUGGGUUUCGCCGCCCUCCCCAAUCAGCUGCACCGCAAGUCUGUCAAGAAGGGGUUUGACUUUACACUUAUGGUGGCAGGGGAGUCAGGCCUGGGGAAAUCCACCCUCAUCAACAGCCUGUUCCUCACCAACCUCUAUGAGGAUCGGCAGGUGCCAGAGGCCAGUGCUCGCUUGACACAAACGCUGACCAUUGAGCGCCGGGGCGUGGAGAUCGAGGAGGGGGGUAUCAAGGUGAAGCUCACCCUGGUGGACACACCUGGCUUUGGGGACUCAGUGGACUGCUCGGACUGCUGGCUGCCCGUGGUGCGCUUCAUCGAGGAGCAAUUUGAGCAGUACCUUAGGGAUGAGAGUGGCCUGAACCGGAAGAACAUCCAGGAUUCCCGAGUCCACUGCUGCCUCUACUUCAUCUCACCCUUCGGCCGGGGGCUCCGGCCCCUAGAUGUGGCCUUCCUCCGGGCAGUACAUGAGAAAGUCAACAUCAUCCCGGUCAUCGGCAAAGCAGAUGCCCUGAUGCCUAAGGAAACUCAGGCCCUCAAGCAGAAGAUCCGGGACCAGUUGAGAGAGGAGGAGAUCAACAUCUACCAGUUCCCGGAAUGUGACUCUGAUGAAGAUGAAGACUUCAAGAGGCAGGAUGCGCAGAUGAAGGAAAGCAUCCCUUUUGCAGUCGUCGGUUCCUGCGAGGUGGUGAGGGACGGCGGGAACCGACCGAUGAGGGGACGCCGCUACUCCUGGGGUACUGUGGAGGUGGAGAACCCACAUCACUGCGAUUUUCUGAAUCUGCGACGAAUGCUGGUGCAGACACACCUGCAGGACUUGAAAGAGGUGACGCAUGAUGUGCUCUACGAGGGCUACCGGGCCCGCUGUCUACAGAGCCUGGCCAGGCCUGGGGCUCGUGAUCGAGCCAGCCGCAGUAAGCUUUCCCGCCAGAGCGCCACGGAGAUCCCGCUGUCCAUGCUGCCUCUGGCCGAGACGGAGAAGCUGAUCCGUGAGAAAGACGAAGAGCUGCGCCGCAUGCAAGAGAUGCUGGAGAAGAUGCAGGCCCAGAUGCAGCAGAGCCAGGCUCCGGGCGAGCAGUCGGACGCCCUCUGAGGCCCGGCCCCGCCUCUCCUCGGUCCGUCCCGGGUCCAGUCCCCGCGCCCCAGCCGCCGGCCGCCCUGGCCCGGGUCCGUGCGGGCCUCGCCGCCGCGCGCUUCUACCCGUCUACCCGUGCCCGAGCUGUAGCCUCCGGCCCGCCCGCCCUCCGCCCACUUCACGCCUGGCCGCUCCUCUCCGGGUCGCCCCUCUAAACCCCAGCUCUGUCUUCAAUAAAAACCGAGCUUCCCUGAG
This is a messenger RNA of Lemur catta (Ring-tailed lemur), 1840 nucleotides long. RefSeq names its product septin 1 (gene SEPTIN1). Gene Ontology annotation, molecular function: GTP binding; GTPase activity; molecular adaptor activity. Gene Ontology annotation, cellular component: septin complex; microtubule cytoskeleton; synaptic vesicle. Lineage: Eukaryota; Metazoa; Chordata; Mammalia; Primates; Lemuridae. Gene Ontology annotation, biological process: cytoskeleton-dependent cytokinesis; regulation of exocytosis. The coding region runs from base 500 to 1603 and encodes 367 amino acids. The record is from RefSeq and is a predicted model, not a curated record. The transcript has 13 exons.